Molecule: messenger RNA, 1152 nt
Organism: Pichia kudriavzevii
Lineage: Eukaryota; Fungi; Ascomycota; Pichiomycetes; Pichiales; Pichiaceae
Exons: 1
Coding region: 1-1152 (383 amino acids)
Cellular component (GO): peroxisome
Molecular function (GO): L-alanine:glyoxylate transaminase activity; L-serine:pyruvate transaminase activity
Source: RefSeq, a predicted model, not a curated record
AUGUCUAGAAAACUUACAUUUAUUCCCGGCCCUAUUGAAUUCUCCGCCAAUGUCCUCAAGGCUAUGGCCACUCCUUCUCAGGCCCACACUUCUCCUGAAUUCAUCAAAGUUUUCCAAUCCGCCUUACAGAAAACUAGAAGGGUUUUCUGUUCGUCUCCUUCUUCAGCUUCUCAGCCUUUUAUUUUGUCUGGUUCCGGUACUUUAGGUUGGGAUUUAUGUGGGGCUAAUCUUGUCAAUAGAUCUGAUAAAGUCUUGGUACUGUCUACGGGAUUCUUCUCGGACUCCUUCUCAAACUGUCUCAAAGUAUACUCCGACCAUGUCGACAUCUUGGAGGCAGAAUCCUUUGGUGACGUUGUCGACCUACAAAAAUUCAAAUCAAAAAUCUCCAAUCUUCAAUAUGAUGUCAUCACAAUCACUCAAACUGAUACAUCUUCUGGUGUCUUGUCCAAUGUUGAAGAAAUCUCUAAAAUCAUCAAAGACGUGUCACCAAAUUCCUUGAUUGUCGUUGACGCCGUUUGUGCAACCGCUUGUGAGUCUUUGGAAUUCGACUCUUGGGGAAUCGACUAUGUCUUGACCGCCUCCCAGAAGGCAAUUGGUGUUCCUGCCGGCUUGUCCAUCUCCAUUGCUUCUAAGAGGGCAAUUGAAAAGGCACUCUCUAAGGAGAAACCAACCUCCUUUUUCGCCGACAUGAAGAGAUGGAUUCCAAUUAUGCAGGCCUACGAAGCAGGUAAAGGCGCUUAUUUCGCCACUCCUGCAGUUCAAUUGGUUCAUGCAUUGGACGUUUCUCUUGAUGAAUUAUUGGCGUCUGGUUCAAUCCAUGAGAGAAUCAAUGCCCAUAAAGUUGCUUCCGAUAACUUCAAAAAUAAGUUGGUCAAUGAAUUGGGGCUCAAGUUGGUUCCAACUUCUCCAAGUCAUGCAGCACACGGCUUGUCUGUUGUUUAUUAUCCAGAAGGUAUCAAUGGCGGCGAUUUAUUGGCUAAAAUGGCUGAAAAUGGCUUCACCAUUGCCUCCGGUAUUUACAAAGACUACAAGGAUAAAUAUUUCAGAAUCGGCCAUAUGGGUGACAGUGUUGUUGGCCAAAGAAAGGACGAGUUCCCUCAAUGUUAUGAGGCUCUUAAGAAGUCCUUGCAACAAUUAGGUUAUAAGAAAUAA